AUGAAGAUGACUAUUGGGGAGUUGUUCCUCAUCCUCAGUGAGAUGGGUUUCACAGAGGAACAGAUCCAGGCAGCUGUGCAGGCGGGGCAUUUUUCUGUGCCAGAGGCAGCAGAGUGGCUCUUACAGGGUCAGUAUCCACGGCACAGGUUGGUCAAACAGUCAUCACAGCCUGAAACUGCAUUUUCUGCUUUCAACCCACCCAAAGAGGCAGCAAGCACCUCAGAGUCACCUACGUCUCCCACUGAUAGUAGAGAACCACUACCGGUUGAGUCGCGCAUCAAACACGACAAAAGCGACUUUGAAGAACAAGAAAGACAACGUGUCGCUCAAGAAGCCAGAGCAGAGAGAAGACAAAAGAAACAGGAGCGCGAGUUGGUUUUAAAGCGGAUAGCUGAGGAUCGGAGGAGCUUGCAGGAGAAGAGCCAGACCAGCACCUCCACAGAGACGUCUCCUCCUGGUGGAGGGCAGAAGCUUGGAGGAAAGAUUCAGACAAAUGUUGAUAACAACUGCAUCCUCAUGAUCCGGCUGCCAUCCGGCGAGUCAAUGCGCGAACGCUUCCCAGCUGACGCCCCCCUGCGCACCGUCGUGGAGGUUUCCCUCGGAAACGUUUCGGGGAAGCGGAGCUUGCCUGCUCACUGCACUCCCUCGGCCUCACGCCCCAAUGCUGCACUGUGCAUUCAGACCACUCCUCCAGAAACGCCUCAGGAUCCACGGAGUCCUGUGGAGCAGCCAUCGGCAGGACAGAAUGAGCCAUCUCCGUGUAUUGUGCCUCCUCAGCCUCAUAUCCCUGUCCCGGAGGGGGCGGGAGAGCAGGAACCUUUUCUCCCCCCUCCACUACCCAACCAGCUGUGGGAAGAGGCAGUUAAUUAUGCAGGGAUCCCUGGAGUUGGUCCUUCAUUCUCUGGCCCGUCUCACUUCUGGGGGCGAGGCCAGAGGCUGGUCCCUGGUAAUGCAGAGGAAGCUGUUGGCAUAGAGAUUGAUGAGGAACAAGAAGGAGAGGAAGAACCACCUCACAUGCUCAACGGAAUGCCAAGGCUGCCUUUCUUUCCAGAGAACAGGAUUCGAGGAGGAUUUGAGCCCAGGCACCACUGGCCAGAGCAAGGAAAUCGACUCAGGGAGGCUCCAGCAGAGGACCCAGCAGAGCCUGAGGAUGCAGGAGGCCGGGUGGCGCCUGCAGCUGCAGGUCAGGCUGCAGUGGAGCGUCUUCUCGCCGUGCAGAGAGCUGCACAGCAAGAAGACCUCCCUGCCUCCCAGGGACAGCCAUCACCGCCUAAAAGACCCUUCAGGACACCCAGUGUGCCAUCCCUAUGUGCCUUGGCCAUCCGUGCAACUGUGCACCUCAUGACUGCUCCCAGCAUGCAAUACAGCAGCAGUCUGGCAUGCCUGACCCCGGAGCUAGCAGAGCUUCUGCUCAACUACAUGUCCCGGGAAAGGCUCCUUCGUCCGCGCACCCUGGAGCUCUUCUUUGGCUGCCCAUUGCAGAAAUUUGUUCUUAACUGCUACCCUUACUCCACCAAUGAGCUCCUGCGGCAGUUAAGGGCCUUUACAGCGCUGAAGCAUCUGAGUCUUGUCAACUCACCUCUCAUCACUGACUCUGGUCUGUCGAUCCUGUCCAGCCUGGUCAAACUCCAGUACCUCAACCUCGCUUCCUGCAGCAAACUGACUGACUCCUGUCUCCAGCAUAUCAGAGGUUUGAAGAGUCUGUGUUUCCUGUCACUGGACCAGACCAAAGUGACCGAUGCUGGGAUGGUGCUGUACCUCCAGUCGGCUCCGUCCUGCCUCUCUCAGCUCAGCCUGAACCAGACGGCAGUGACAGAGGCUACAUUGGUAGUCCUUCCCACCUGUGUGCCACAGCUGCGACUUCUCAGCAUCAAGCAGACUAAGGUUGAGGAUGUCUCGGCUUUAGCAGAGCUGUCCAGCCUGCAGACUCUCAACCUGGAUGGGACAGGUGUGACAGAGGUGUCACUGAAGCACCUUGCCACCCUCCCUGCCCUGUCUUCCCUCAGUUUGGCGGGAAUUCCUGUCGCUGAUGGCAAUCAUGCCCUGCAGAUCAUCUCAGGUCUAAAGUUGACUCACCUCACCCUCCCUGGACGCCACUCUGUGAACGACACUGGGCUGUCACACCUCUCUACCCUGUCUCUGCUUUUGGAGCUGGACUUGACAGACUACACACAAGUCACAGACCUGGGAGUCAAACAGCUCUCCACCAUGACCAGGCUGAAGAAGCUGUCACUCAGCAACACUCAGGUGACAGAUGCAGGACUUCCCUCUCUGCGUGGCCUGCAGGAGCUGCAGGAGCUGUGUUUGGACCGGACAGCAGUCACAAGCCGAGGAGUGGCUGAACUCAUCGUCUGUCUGCCGCAUCUCCAGGUGUUGGGGUUAGCCAGCACUCAGGUGGGGGACACGGUAGUGAGGAGAGGUCUGAUCCGUUGCAAUCAGCUUGUUAAGCUUAAUCUCAGCCGCACACGGAUCACAGACCACGGUCUGAAGUUUCUGAAACACAUGCGCCUGGCUCAGGUGAACCUGGAUGGCACCGGCGUGAGUCUGAUGGGUAUCGCGAACCUCCUCUCUUUCACCAACAUCAGCAGCAUUCGGGCCAGCAACACCCGUGCCAUACCCCCCGAUGAGGUGUCAGACGAGGAGUGAGAGGCCCAGUGAGCGUGCAUACCUCCGGCCGGUCCACGCGUUACCGUACCUGAGCACGCCUCCGACUCCUGCUGUCCUGUUACAGCCCCUGAAACAUGCUGCCACCAGGACACGCACCUGGAAACAGUGUAACCGAAACACUCCUUCAACUUGCACUGUUUCAACUGCAGCUAGUGCCACUAAUCUGUCAAUCACGCACGCUAAGUUGAAAUCUUGAACGGGAGCCUUGUGUUUAACAGUUAGGCCAUUUAUAACGUUUACAUAUAUAGAAUCAACCAGUAUUUACUCACAUACACUGCAGCCCUUUGUCCUUCUGACAAACUUUAUAGCUUUAAAGCUUUAUGUGCAGCCUUAUAGGUUGGAGAUAACUGCAUUUCUCCUGGUUGGCACUUGUUGAGCCGACUGGCAGAAAUAUACUUUAUGUUGGAAAUGUAACGUAUAACACAGCAUGUAUUUUCAGACUGUAAUGACUAACAUAAUGACUUGACUAGAAAGUAAAUGACAACCUAAUUGUCAAUUUAACCAAAUGUGGUUGAAGAUGUUUUGGAAGAAUGUGAAGGCAGAUAAUGUCUUCCAAUCAUCAUUUUGUCACUUUUAGUAGUGGAACUAACAUUGAUUUUUUGAGCUGUAUUCAUUUCAUAUUGGAUUUAUCUGAAAUUAAUUGCCUGCUGGGAAAACAAACACACACUAUUGAAGGCCUGCUGAUGAGCUGACAGCAUCAGCCCAGUAGUGAUAAUCUUAAUUUUCAGUUUAACACCAUAACACAAUAAGCUCUGGUGAAGAAAGGUAAAAGAUGUUGGCUGCUGUUAGUUUACAAGUGGCUUCAGAUUCACCAAGAAGUUUGGGAUGUGUUUGCCAUUAAACGGAUGAAUGCCCAACACAUUUCCAUUCCAGUUUUACCUGAACACAGCUGUUGUAAGUGGCUUUAGAAAAGGCGUCAGACUUCAGAAUUCAUUAUGAUUCUAUAACUUUUGGAAUCACACUUGUAUGAAUGGUGAAAACUAAGAAUUAAUUUUCUUUUAACUGCAUCCUGGAGAUGCUCUGGCCUCAGUUGAUAUGUUUUAUAAGUGGCUUUCAGGUGACCUUCUUUUAUUAAUUUUGGUUUGCCAAGAAAUGCUGUUUUUCUUUUGGGACAGCUUAGCCAUUUUUAGUUACCUGGAAAACUGGGUGAGCAGCAUACACACAGUGUAGUUUAGUGGCUUUAAUAGGAGACAGGAUCUAUGCAGCCAUGGGGCUCACCAAGUCAGAAUCCAAAGCAACUUCUUAUCACUUCAAGUUUUGUCCUCUUGUUUACAGAGAUGUAAAAUAGUUUAUUUUCCCUAAAAGCUUUUGAUUUGUGGAUACAAGCACUGUAUUCAUGAAGUUUAAAAUGAAUAAUAAAGUCUUCUCAAUUUAAA
Lates calcarifer (barramundi perch) is the source of this 4043-nucleotide messenger RNA. RefSeq lists its product as uncharacterized. The record is from RefSeq and is a predicted model, not a curated record. NCBI's taxonomy places the organism in Eukaryota, Metazoa, Chordata, Actinopteri, Centropomidae. The coding region runs from base 1 to 2646 and encodes 881 amino acids. The transcript has 18 exons. Gene Ontology annotation, molecular function: protein binding.